UUUCGCCGGAACCUGUGUCCCGGACGCCAGCAGAAGGCGCUGUCGUUCACCAUUUUUUUGCGACCAACCACUCGUGGACAUUUCUCUUGCGCAUCUCCGUCAUUGUAGGACGAUGUUCGAUGUGCUAUGUAGGUGUCUAGACACCCAACGUUGUUUUGCUCUAGACAUCUGAGCAUGUCAGCUGCCGUGCCGCCCUCGGUGGACCGAGUGAACGCUUUCUCUUGUCAAAGCAACUCGAUAUCACACGGAAUUAUGAGGACGCCCGGCGGUGGCUGUUGGCGCGCUCCCUGCUGGUGAUGUGAGAGGCUGUGAGGACGACUCUUGUACAGUGUUUGAGCCGCGUAUUCCCGAGCAUCCGAUGUGUCAGAGUGGCACCGCGAGUGCGGUUGUACGCUGUUUCGUCAGACGCCUGUGAUCAGGGUUUCUCGUCGCGACAGUCGGGUCCCGGGCCUCCGGAGGUUCUUUUCCAGUCGGCUCCACAAGAGCUUACCUUUACCACCCUUACCCCUGCUGUUUCUUCCUCCUAUGCCUCUAAUAUGGCUACCUCUGGCGCCGCUAUUGCCGCUGCGCUCCCUUCAGCCCGGUUUCAAGCAGACGGGCACAGCGCCCCCCGAGAGAAUCUGCUUCCGGACUACAGUCUGUCAUCCACAUCGUCCGUGUCGAACCCCGCAUCCGGUCCAUCGCAAGAUGCCUCUCUUCGGAAUUCCCCGUCUCGAGGAUCUUCGACGUUGAGUGGCGACCUGUGUCCGGCGUCGCCGCAUUCUCGGCCGGUGCUGGAGACAUCUGCCGUGUCGCGAGCUCCCGACUCCUCCAACUCUCGUGACAAUUUUUUUUGCCAGCGGCAUGCAGCUUCCCCAUUUUGCUCGGGAGAGUGCCCCGAGAUUCGAGGACAGCCUCGGUCACUGGAGGCGCGCCGGGCGGCGGCAGCAAUUUUCGCGCGGAAGCGGGCAGCUGCGUUGGCAGGCUUAGGAGCGCGAAGCUCCCCAAAAAGGACAAGACAGAACGAAAGCCAUUCAACAGAAAACACCUUCCACCCUGGUCCGCCCGGAUCUGAAUGCACUUCUGCUACAGAGAGAGCAACAGAAGAUAACGGAGACGGAUGUGGGGGUCGGGAAACUGACGAUUUUUCACAUGCGGGCGAAACGCGGUUUUCCGGACUCCUAAGCAGGAUUGCGGACGACGCAACAUCGGCACUUAGAGCCAGGGAAGAGACGCUGACUGCUUCUCGGGAGAACGGGGAGAGCGGUAUACUGGGGGGUUUUCGAUACCGUUUGACCCGCCGGAUCGUGGAGGGUAAAGCCGAUCGCAUGCUUCUUAUUGGCACGAGCAAUUACCUUAUUGUCCUUGGAAAGUCUCUCGGGCUCUCGCUGAGGUGUAUCUCCAUCGGGUGCGUCUACCUCCACCUUUUUUUCGAUUCGUUCUUCUUUAGCGGCUUGGAGAGGAAGUGUGCAGCUGCUGCGUGUCUUCUGCUUUCGUGGAAGUAUGCGGAAGACAGUGAAGAAUCCAGGUGUACUCGGAAGUUGUACGAUCUAGCUCGCGGCAUGUACAGAGUGUCUCUACAGCAGAAAGUCGCAGAUCUGCGGCAAGUCCGCGAGCGCCUUCUUCUUGCCCUUGAGAAAGGGAGGGAGACGGAGGAGAGAAGAGAGGAAGGAAUUGAGUGCGCAGACAGUCCUAUGGACGUCGCUUCUGACGAACAGAGCGAUCUCCCCGAAGUGUCAGAUCCUUCGCAUGCGGCAGCGAAGCCUGUCGCUCUCGCAGGUCUUUCUGAGCCUGAGUCUGCGGUGAAGACGUUGCUCUCUGAGGAGGCAUUAGCUGAUCUCGCAUCGUCUUCUCGCUGGCUUCUCCGCGAUUCGGCUGUCUCGUUCCGCAUUUUGUGCCACAAAUUGAGGAUUUACGAAAGUGCACUUCUUCGAGCGAUUCGUUUCAGUGUGGGGCCUCUGCACCUGCCUGCGGCUGCCAUUCGCUUCUACGUCAAAGCAUUCUUGACUAAGUGUGAAAGAGAGACCCCCGCCGUGGUUCCUGCCUCUCCACAAGCAGCUGCCUAUUCCGUUCCGUCCCCCUGUCUUCGUCUUUCUCCCGCGGAGACUCCGUCACUCCCGCGUCUUUCGCCGAAAGAGGAGGAGGAGAAACCGUGCUCCGAAGAAAGACACAAAACGGAGGAAACUUCGCCGACACCCAGUGAUGCGGCUGUCCUUGACGAAGGCAAACCUGUUUCCUCCCCUGUGUCCUGUCUCUGCACAUGCAAGGCGUGGCCAGCGAGAGGAUUGAGGCACGCACAGCUUCAACGCCGCCUGCACAAGGCAGCACUCCAGGAGUUUCUUCUUCUCUGCCGAACGCCAUUUGUCCUCGAAAGGCAGUCGAACGCGAUAGCGGCGGCAUGCGUGAUCCGCGCCGCCAUCCUGUCAGGUCUGGCUGUGGGUGAUCUGUGCACCCCGGCACCGGAAAAGUCGCGAGACAACUGUGAAGGGCCCUCGGCCUCCUCGCCGGAGAGACACAAUUCUAGGUUCGAGGUGGAAGAAGGAAGGAAGACCGAGGAAUGCAUUUUGGAAGCACUCACUGCAUUUAGUGGACACGUGGAUGCUUUUCUCCAUCUUGUUAGUAAUCCUCUAGAUGAACAGAAGAACGGGAAUGCAGCAGAGAGGGAGACGACAGCGCGCUGUGAAGAUGGAGUAUUCGCUGAGGAGGCGAAAGAGAGAGAGGCGUUCCACGGUGCGUCGUCCAGCUCACCCGCGCAUGGCGAGAUGAAGGAGCAAAGUCCAAAGAAGCCCAGAACAGGCGCAGGACUUUAUGGAGUCAACCGCCGCGAAGUCCAGGCAGUUCUCUCCGAUCUUCGACAAGCAGCCGAGUGGCAACUGGAUCUCUUGCACGGCCCGUCGCCUACCUUCGCCUGCCCUGUGGCUGUUACCUCACAGGAGAAAGAGAGUCCAGAGGCGCGGAACGGCACGACCUUGCAGGAGGCGAAGAGGUCGAGGCAGGACCAGGCAGAGAAGUGUCGGAUGAAGACAGAAGCAGCGGGGACCAAAAACGCAAGGAGCAAGGAAAGGCGCGACAGAAAGGCGGAGAACGGAAUCUAGAGGGGAAGAGAGGAAAGAAGCGAAGUAAGGGAGACCCGCAGGGCGUGGAAGAUCGGAUGAUGCUGCACAUGGUCUACCUCGUUUUUGAGAACGCGAACAAAGCGACAAGAUAGAGACCGAAUGAACAUCUACAGCAGGGGCUACAUAGGAGAUACACAAGAUAAAGACGGAGAGAGAAAUAAAAAGGAAGAGAACCUGGAAGAAACGAGGGUUCGUGGGCACCUGUGUUGGUUGAAGCAGAUACAGCUCGCGCGCAUGCAGCUGCUGCGAUAAGUUGGCAGGGGUGGAAUCAUGCUUCUCACCACAGUGUGCUGGGGGGAGAGGACACAUUCGAAUUUUUGUACGCGGUGGCCUUCCUUAUACCCGUGAUAGGUUCUUGCGGGGGCUUCUGGGGAAAGUUCCGUUUCCAUAUAAGAGCCAAAGGACCUCCGUCUUCUGCGAUUUCGCUGUUGCGCCCUGUCUUUUUGUGAACGUUUUCGUAUUUCUUAAAUUUGUAUCCUGACAGUGGAUACGUUUUUAAGUUUUUUUCUGUCG
This is a messenger RNA of Toxoplasma gondii ME49, 3608 nucleotides long. RefSeq lists its product as hypothetical. The record is from RefSeq and is a predicted model, not a curated record. The transcript is spliced from 3 exons. NCBI's taxonomy places the organism in Eukaryota, Apicomplexa, Conoidasida, Eucoccidiorida, Sarcocystidae. Bases 537 to 3074 code for a protein of 845 amino acids.